Molecule: messenger RNA, 359 nt
Organism: Scutellospora calospora
Lineage: Eukaryota; Fungi; Glomeromycota; Glomeromycetes; Diversisporales; Gigasporaceae
Source: the annotation of a GenBank genome assembly
AUGAUUAAGAAAAAUACAGAUAAUAAGGAAAAUCAGUGCCUACAAACUUCAAAACGAAGGUUUGAUUCUAUUGAAGCUUUAAAUAAAAAGAUAUCAGACUUACAAGAACAAAUAAGUGUGUUACAAGAGCAACUUAGCAAGUUUGCGCAUGAUUUUGAAGUUUUUGUUACACCAAAAAAUCUAGCAGUAACAUUUCAUUUCGUUAAUAGCGCCGAUUGGACUUUUUCUGAAGUUUGCAAACUUUAUAAGUUUACUGAUAACUCAGAUCCUGGCAUCGAUAUAUACCCCAUUUUUUUAUGUGGUCGUAUUGAAUUAAAGGAUAAAAAGUCACAAAUUAAAGUUAAACAUCUUAUGUCUGA